Molecule: messenger RNA, 1395 nt
Organism: Ruditapes philippinarum (Manila clam)
Lineage: Eukaryota; Metazoa; Mollusca; Bivalvia; Venerida; Veneridae
Product: kelch-like protein 20
Exons: 3
Coding region: 154-1395 (413 amino acids)
Molecular function (GO): protein binding
Source: RefSeq, a predicted model, not a curated record
GUACAUGUAGGCAAGUAAUGGCGACUGAAAAACCGUGACAUCCAUCGUUGUAAUGAUUUUGUCGCAGUUAGUUUAAUUGUUUUUACAUCUGAAGAGAAUUUACAAAUAGAGAAGUAGCCAUUAGACAGGAAGAAGUUUGAGUAACGUGACAGAAUGGCUGAGGUUGGAGCAGGAAGUCUUGUGGAUGACAAGCACGUGUUGAUGGAUGUUGGAUAUGGAAUGGGAAUUCUGAAACAGCUUAAUGAAAUGAGAGCCAAGAAACUCUUCACUGACACGAUCUUGUGUCUCGGUCAGGAGGAGUUCCCUUGCCAUAAAAAUCUCUUAUCAGCAAGUAGUCCUUAUUUCCAUGCGAUGUUUACUAAUGAUUUAAGAGAAACGCGUGAUAUACGUGUUCCCUUCGCUGAUAUUUCUCCCUGGACAUUUAAGCGUAUUAUUGACUACGUGUACACUGGUCGUUUAGAGAUCUCAACAGAUAAUGCUCAAGAAAUGCUCACUGCUGGUUGUAGAUUCCAUUAUCCUGCCAUUGUCGAUGCUUGCUGUACUUUCUUAAAGCGACAGUUACAUCCCUCAAACUGUUUAGGAAUUCAGUUAUUUUCUCAGAUCCAUUCCUGUAAGGAGUUAGAGGACAGUACUACAAAGUAUGCGCUUGAAAAUUUCUCCUCGUUAGUUCAGUAUGACGAGUUUUUAGAACUGCCGUUAGAAAAAUUGCUGUGGUUUGUAUCGAGUGAUCAUAUCGAGGUACGAAAUGAAGAGACCGUGUAUAAUGCUGUCAUGCGAUGGAUAAAGUAUGAUGUUGAAGAUAGGAAAAAAAGUGUUCUCCAGUUACUUCAAGAAGUCAGAUUGCCUGUGAUCAAUAUUAAUAAUUUACGAAGCAUGGAGAAUGAACCUCUUUUACAAAAUUGUGAUACUUGUAUGGAUCUAGUCAGACAAGCACAAAUUAAACAUGAAACAAUUCAUGAUCAGUAUGGUAGAAGAAGGAGAAGCAUGCAAGAUACGAUGUUCCAUCCAAGGCCAUCCACUAUUGCUAAAGAGGUAAUAGUGGCAGUGGGCGGUUUGAAUGGAUUCGUAACAAGAAGCGUUGAAAUGUUUGAUCCCCAGAAAGAUGCCUGGUCGUCCUUGCCAGACUUUCCGAAACCUGUCACAUGGUUCAGUAUUUCUGCUGUAGUCAAUUGUAUAAUUGUGGCCGGAGGAAUUCUUGAUAAUACAAUUAUUGACAGCGUGUGGAAGUUUGAUACUUUGGUGGGCGGGGAAACAAUAAAUAAGAAAACUUAUCAUGUUAAACUUUGUCUCAUGUGUGUUAACCAACUUGAAACCUUAGCCUGCUGGAUGCAUGUGAUUCUACACUGUUACCAGUCCGUGCAGAUCAAGAUCAUCCAGUUUAUCUGUGCCAUCUGA